CAACUCGUGACAACCAGUUCUCUAUACAUCUUGAUGGCAGGUGCGUUCCACGUGUGCUUUAUACGACAGAGGAGGAAAUAUAUAGUCUAGAAACACAAUUAUGACGAAAACGUAAAGAUCAGUUUUAAAAGUUUCCGCAAUAGCAAGAUCGGAAGAAGAUAUAAAAGCCUGUGAAUUUGACGUAGCGGCUAUGUAGUAUCGGAAAGUGAGCGCAAACGUUCGAUUUGCAGAAUUCGCUUGAUUUAUUUUCAAGAAAUACAUCCCUGAAACAACAAAGAUGGUGAAGUUGACCAGCACUAAGCUCUUCUGCCUUCUUGGUGUUCUCCUCUUGGUUUCUACACUCACUCCAACACUCGGAAGCAAAAAUCGCCGGGGCAGUCGGUCCAGACCUGGUAAGAGACGAACGGAGACGGAGACUCUGACAACCAACGACGACCAGUCGCCAAGAGUCGAGCAUUCCCACCGGGCUAGGCCCAAAAAGCGGCAGUCGCAGAACGACCGCCGGGUGGCCGUUUCGUGGAGCCCACCGCUCCCAGUGGGUCCUGCUUCGCCGCGCGAGUGCGUCUGUCCAUGGAGUUACUACACCCAGACAGACCCGAACCGCAUACCUCGCCAACUACCUUUCGCUCGCUGCACAAACGCUACCGGUGAAUGUCGGGACAAUCCCUACGCCAGCUGCCACCUUCACAACUACACGAUAGCCGUGUUGCGGCGUUCCCCGACGGCUAGCCAGUGCGACGACAUGUUGGACGAUUACGAGGUCAGUUUGGAGUCCGUGCCCGUGGCUUGCGUGUGCGUGUUACCAUCGACAUAGACGUCCGGAAACCUUCAACAAACUGGACGAUGACAGCAGCUGGAUUAUAUACUGUCCCUCAGAGGGACGAGUGGAAAGCAGGACAUAUCUUUCACUCAGGGAAGAUUUUCAUGAGAAAAUUAUAAACUAGACUCCAACCAUCUUAAUGUUUGAAACCCCGUGCAACUUAAGCAAAGAAGGCCAAUCUACAUUCACCGCAAGAGAUUUUUACGAAUAUGAGAUUAAAAUGACUUUUUAAAGAGUGAUAUUUUAGAAUAAAUUUUAUUUUUUUCUAAAAAUGUUUGUUUUUGUCAUAAACGUAUACUUAUAAACGUAUAUCUGUUUCUUUUCCGUGAUCUUUUCUCCGGUCCUUAAAUUAAAUUAUAAGUACUUUGGGUCUAAUGCUGUUAAUUAUAGAAAAAAUCAGAUGGUAGUUAGGUUAAUGAUUAAGCUCCAAACAUCAAAAAUACACAGCUUGCUAUACACAGCUUUUACGUUUAAGUAGCCAAUAAUCUUGACAAAUGUUACUCGGUUUGAUUUAUGCAAUAUUUCAAGUUUGAGCUUCAGAACCCGCUGAUAGACUGUGAACAAUGUGCAAAAACUAUACUUUACGCUACGAUUAAGCUUGAGGAGCAGGGAGAGUCGACUAUUGACAUUUAUUUUUGUAUUUGCGAAUCGUAUUCUUAAUUUUAUAUUCAUGAAGUAAUUUUUUAUUUAUUUAUAUAUUAGUAAUUUAUUUGUAUAUCAUCAAAGAAAAUGCAACUCGAGAAAGAACAAUACAUACACAAUAAAAAAACAAAUUGGAAUGCAUCGAUCGAGUCGUGC
Molecule: messenger RNA, 1618 nt
Organism: Acanthaster planci (crown-of-thorns starfish)
Lineage: Eukaryota; Metazoa; Echinodermata; Asteroidea; Valvatida; Acanthasteridae
Source: RefSeq, a predicted model, not a curated record